Sphenostylis stenocarpa is the source of this 2385-nucleotide messenger RNA. NCBI's taxonomy places the organism in Eukaryota, Viridiplantae, Streptophyta, Magnoliopsida, Fabales, Fabaceae. The record is from the annotation of a GenBank genome assembly.
AUGCCUUUAGCGAAGCAACGAGCCAGGGGUUCCCUGAAAACAACUAGGGGUUUCGGUUUGAGACCACGGAAGCAGCGAAAUCGUGGAGGACAGACAUUUUUCACGACCGUGGCGAGCUCUCAACGAUUCCAACUCCACUCGGUUGUUCAACGGAAUACUCCGUUCAACGGCAAGGUGAGAGAAAAAGUGCUUUGGAGUUGCGCUUUGGACUGGCCUGGAAGUGAAGGGUUCGCGGACGGAAGGGUUGGUGAAGGAGAACGAGAAGACGGUGGAGGUUAUGGAGGCGCUGGAGUGAAGACUUUGACGUUCGAUCCACGCGGCGACGGCAUUCUAGAAUUUGGAAAUCCGAAAUUCGAAAUCCUCAACCUAGAGGAUCGUUUUCCGUUGGAGAUAGAUCUUGGAAGUGGAAUCUCGCGCGUUCGUGAAAAGCUUUCAACUCCGAUGGGCAACAACUGUGUGGGACCGAACGCCGGCAACGGCUUUAUCCAGUCUGUCACGGCGGCUGUGUGGAAGACGCGGCCGCCGGAGCCCCACCUUACCCUGCCUUCUGGAGAGACCAAAACCUCGUCUCCGGCACCGAACGCCGAGAAAGCCUCGGAACGCGCGCCUCCCCGACCCGCGGAUCCUCCGAUGCCGGUGCAGAGCACACCGCCAGAGCCAGUGAAAAUGCCCACCGUGCCGGUCGCGAAGCCGCUCCCGCUGGACCACGAGAAGCCGGCAUCGAGCCACACAGAGCCAGUUCCAGCGGAGAAGCCGAAGAAACCCACGCACGUGAAACGCGUGUCCAGUAUGGGACUUCAAGUGGACUCGGUGCUGGGUCGAAAAACAGAGAACAUGAAGGAGUUCUUCAGCUUGGGAAGGAAGCUGGGGCAGGGGCAAUUCGGGACGACGUUUCUGUGCGUACAAAAGGGGACGAACAAGGAUUUUGCGUGCAAGUCUAUAGCGAAGCGCAAGUUGACGACUCAGGAAGAUGUGGAGGAUGUGAGGAGGGAGAUUCAGAUCAUGCACCACUUGGCGGGGCACCCCAACGUGAUUCAGAUCGUUGGGGCUUUCGAGGACGCCGUUGCAGUGCACGUCGUGAUGGAACUCUGCGCUGGCGGGGAGCUCUUCGACAGAAUCAUACAGAGGGGGCAUUACACGGAGAGGAAGGCCGCGGAACUUGCUAGGUUGAUUGUUAGUGUGGUGGAGGCUUGUCACUCUCUCGGUGUCAUGCAUAGAGAUUUGAAGCCCGAGAAUUUUUUGUUCAUUAAUCAUGAGGAAGACUCUCCCCUUAAGACCAUUGAUUUUGGACUCUCCGUGUUCUUUAGACCAGUGAAGACGAUCUGUUUGUCUUCCCUUAAAUGGACUGAGACUCGUGAAGGAAAGUCAGUUUCAUCUUUUUCUAAUUCAGAUAUGCAGAAGGAAGCUGCUCUUCUGAUGCAUAGAUAUAUUGAGAAAAUGUUCAUAACUUCAGGUGAAACAUUUACUGAUGUGGUUGGGAGCCCAUACUAUGUGGCCCCUGAAGUUUUACGGAAGCACUAUGGUCCAGAAUGUGAUGUUUGGAGUGCUGGGGUGAUCAUUUAUAUUUUGCUCAGUGGAGUUCCCCCAUUUUGGGAUGAAACGGAACAGGGAAUAUUUGAGCAAGUUUUGAAAGGAGAGCUUGACUUUGUUUCUGAACCCUGGCCAAGCAUAUCUGACAGCGCAAAGGAUCUUGUUCGAAGGAUGCUUACGAGGGACCCUAAGAAGCGGCUGACAGCACAUGAAGUUCUUUGUCACCCAUGGGUUCAAGUCGGAGGUGUUGCUCCUGAUAAACCACUGGAUUCUGCUGUCUUGUCUCGUUUGAAACAGUUCUCUGCAAUGAACAAGCUCAAAAAAAUAGCUAUUCGAGUAAUUGCUGAAAGUCUGUCUGAGGAAGAAAUAGGAGGACUGAAAGAAAUGUUCAGGAUGAUAGACACAGAUAAUAGUGGACAGAUCACUCUUGAGGAAUUGAAAAAUGGUUUGGAGAGAGUGGGUUCUGUUCUUAAGGAUUCUGAAAUUUCUUGGUUGAUGCAAGCGUUUGAUUUGUUGGAAUAUUGGAAAGACAUUGAUAUAUAUUUUGCUUAUGGCUACCAUUACGUUGAUAACAGUGGUACCAUAGACUAUGGUGAAUUCAUAGCAGCUAUGCUACACCUAAACAAGAUCCAGAAGGAGGAUCAUCUAUAUGCAGCAUUCACAUACUUUGACAAAGAUGGGAGUGGAUACAUUACACCGGAUGAGCUCCAACAAGCCUGCGAACAGUUUGGCCUACACGAUUAUCACCUGGAUGAGAUUAUACGUGAAAUUGACCAGGAUAAUGAUGGACGCAUUGAUUACAGUGAGUUUGCAGCAAUGAUGCAAGACACUGGUUUUGGAAAAAAGGGAAUUUAG